Molecule: messenger RNA, 2116 nt
Organism: Penaeus vannamei (Pacific white shrimp)
Lineage: Eukaryota; Metazoa; Arthropoda; Malacostraca; Decapoda; Penaeidae
Product: facilitated trehalose transporter Tret1
Biological process (GO): transmembrane transport
Cellular component (GO): membrane
Molecular function (GO): transmembrane transporter activity
Source: RefSeq, a predicted model, not a curated record
CACCUUGGCCCUUUCUGUGCACCAAGACUUCAGGACGUUACCUCUGCACCCUCCUCCCAAAAGGCAUCCUCAACGCCACGCGAGUUAACAUCUCGUCGUCGCCAUGGCAAUAAGAACCAGUUUGCACCAGUAAAGGUCAUCCUAUUGCGUCCCCUCGGGUAUAAAGCCCCGCUGCUCCCGGCAACUCGAGUAGACCCGCAGCAAAGGUCGCCGUCACUGGGACUCCCGACCUCAAGACAUUCACAGACGUCAUAAUUCGUACCUUAUUUCACAUUAUCACAUCCUCAGACACUGUCACUACCUCCCUCUUUCCUCUGGUCACAUCAGAUUACUUCAAUAAACAUCGUUCUUCCUAAUUCUAAUAAAGUGUUCUCAUCUCGCCUUAACCGAACCAUAUUGACCUCUCACCAUAUCCAUUUUUCUGAGUCAAACAAGUCAGCAUUGUCAGCAAUCAGACAAUGCUGCAAUUCGAACAGCCUUUAGUACAGCAGGUGUGUGCAUCGGUGUCCAUAGGCCUCUUGCUAUCAUGCAGCCUAUCCACUUGGGGUUUCCCUGCCGUCUCCCUGCCCAGAAUGUCUCUCCCAGACUCCCCUAUCAAAUUUACUCCGAAUCAAGAAAGUUGGUUUGCCACUGUACAGUUGCUGAUGUGCGCCCCCGGGGGCCUGCUUGGCGGGGUGCUGUGUGAGAGGCUGGGUCCCAGGAAGCUCCUCCUCCUGCUGGCCCCUCUGAUGUGGGCCUCGUUCGCGCUCAUGAGCCUGGCGUCGUGCGAGGUGGUGCUUCGGACGGGCUUCCCGGAGGUCUUCCUCCUGUGCUGCCGGGUCGUCCAGGGAUUCGUGGGGGCUCUGAUAAAUCCAGUCACCUAUAUAUACACAUAUGAAGCCAUCGGAAACCGCCUUCGCGGCACCCUGACAGGCCUGCUUGAUGGUUGGUCAUCCCUGGGAAUGCUCCUGUGCUACGCCUCUGGUUGCUUCCUGUCCUGGGAGACGGUGGCGCUGCUCGUCCCGUCCAUCACUGCGAUCCCCGCUUUCUGCGGCCUCCUGUUCACGCCGGAGUCCCCGAUGUGGCUGGGGAGGAAAGGCAAGGAGGAGGCGGCUCGGGAGGCGCUGACGAAACUCAGGAGCGCCGCAGAGCUCACGGAGGAACUGGAAGUCGUGAAGAACACCCCUGCCGCUGAAACGUCUUUCAAGAAUUCACUUCGGGAAGUUUGUCAGAAGCCGAAUCUUUUGGCCAUGUUUGCAGCGGCGUUGGUGAUCUUCACGAAGGAGAUAAAUGGCAACGCUGUCGUCGCCAUUUACAUCGUCCACAUUUUUCAGUUCGCGGGAGUGGGUUUGGAUCCCAACCUGAGUUCGGUGAUGGUCGGAUCGGUUCGCCUGGCGUGCAAUUGCGUCGCCGUUGUCCUGAUGCACAGUCUUCGACGCAAACCGAUGCUUUCCAUCGGCACCGUCCUCACAGCCCUCUCGGGAGCGUCCAUGGCUGCUUUCUUUUACCUUCAGAACUCGGACUACGAUGUCUCCUCGCUCGGAUGGCUUCCCAUAAGUGCUCUCACCGCGUUUACGAUAGGGUACGCUACCUCUGUAGGACCUCUCUGCUGGCUUUUAUCUGUGGAAGUCCUCCCAGGCCCCGUGAGGUCCAUAGGCUGCGGCACCACCAACGCUUUCCAGGCCAUAACCGGCUUCCUGAUCUCCAUGAGUUUCCCGGCUCUCAAAGCAGCCAUUGGGAUACACGGGGUUUUCUGGAGCUACGCGGGAAGCACCCUCUUGUGCAUCGUCAUGGUCGUCAUCUACAUUCCUGAGACGCAAGGAAAAACUUUGAAAGAGAUCGAAAAUUACUGGGGAAAUAUGUGUAAAAAGUCAAAGAAAGAACUUCCAGUGUGAGUGAAUCAAGAGGCAUGAUUUAUGAAAUGUUUAUAAAACACGAUUUUUUAUGACAUGCAACGUAAUGCAUCUCCGUAUGAUAUUCUUUUUUCAAUAUGUAUCUAUGCAUUUUUAUACUCCUUAUAUCAUUUCAGUAUUCUUUUCUUAUCACGAGGCCUUAACUUCAGGGAAAAAUACAGAUAUUAUAUAUAAUGAUUUAUACUUAUGUUUUUAUAGAUUUUGUAAUUAUAUUUUUUUAAUAA